UUACCUAAGGAAGCUAAGAAGGAUAAUAGCAUAGGACUAAGCCCACAAUCCCCGAAACCUAUCACAUUGCGGGCCACAUAAAGCCCCGCCAUGCACAAAAGAAAAAAACGCUAGACUCUAGAGAGAAGGAAAGAUCCCCUCAAGGACCUCAAACACAAACAUUACUCCAUCUAACCCCCUGGAACGGAAGACUAGACUAGAAACUAUCCCCAAACAAAACCUCCUCGAAUCACAGUCACAACACCCCCAACAUGGUGCUCAACCUGCUGUUUAUAACCACAGUGAUCAAGUCCACCUUCGGAGUGGUCACCACUGGCCUCUGGCUCAUACCCCUGAUGCUGGCCGCCAUCACGUACUACCGAUACGACGCCGUGGACCCCGAGUCGAGACCGCUGGAUCAGCUGAAUCUCUGGCCGGAGUACGACUUCAUAGUGGUGGGAAGUGGUUCGGCGGGAGCCGUGGUGGCCAAUCGCCUGAGCGAAGUGCGAAAGUGGAAGGUGCUGCUCAUCGAGGCCGGUCCGGAUGAGAACGAGAUCUCGGACGUGCCGUCGCUGGCGGCCUACUUGCAGCUGAGCAAGCUGGACUGGGCCUACAAGACGGAGCCCUCGACCAAGGCCUGCCUGGGCAUGCAGAACAAUCGCUGCAACUGGCCGAGAGGUCGGGUCCUCGGCGGCAGCUCUGUUCUCAACUACAUGCUCUAUGUGAGGGGCAACCGCAACGACUACGACCACUGGGCCUCGCUGGGCAACCCGGGCUGGGACUACGACCAUGUGCUGCGCUACUUCAAGAAAUCGGAGGACAAUCGCAAUCCGUACUUGGCCAACAAUGCCUAUCACGGGAAGGGAGGCCUGCUCACCGUCCAGGAAUCGCCUUGGCACUCGCCCUUGGUUGCCGCUUUCGUAGAGGCCGGCACCCAAAUGGGCUACGAGAAUCGGGACAUAAAUGGCGCCCAACAGGCCGGCUUCAUGAUCGCCCAGGGCACUAUUCGCCGCGGGUCGCGCUGCUCCACGGCCAAGGCCUUCCUCAGACCCAUUCGCCAGCGCAAGAACUUCCAUCUCUCCAUGAACUCCCAUGUCACCAGAGUCAUCAUCGAGCCGGGCACGAUGCGGGCCCAGGCGGUGGAGUUCGUGAAGCACGGAAAGGUCUACAGGAUAGCAGCCCGCAGGGAGGUCAUCCUAGCGGCCGGAGCCAUCAACACACCCCAAAUCAUGAUGCUGUCGGGUCUGGGCCCCAAGAAGCACCUCGAAAAGCACGGAAUCCGGGUCCUGCAGGAUCUGCCCGUGGGCGAGAAUAUGCAAGACCACGUGGGCAUGGGAGGACUAACGUUCCUGGUGGACAAGCCCGUGGCCAUUGUCCAGGACCGUUUCAAUCCCACGGCAGUUACCUUCCAGUAUGUGCUGCGGGAACGCGGACCGAUGACCACUCUGGGCGGAGUCGAGGGCCUGGCCUUCGUCCACACGCCCUACUCGAAUCGCAGCCUCGACUGGCCGGACAUUCAGUUCCACAUGGCGCCGGCCUCCAUCAACUCGGACAACGGGGCCCGAGUGAAGAAGGUGUUGGGCCUCAAGGAGUCGGUCUAUCAGGAGGUCUACCACCCCAUUGCCAACAAGGACAGUUGGACGAUAAUGCCGCUGUUGCUGCGACCCCGAUCUCGGGGCUCUGUGAAGCUCCGCUCGGCCAACCCCUUCCACUAUCCCCUCAUUAACGCCAACUACUUCGAUGAUCCGCUGGACGCCAAGACCCUGGUGGAGGGCGCCAAGAUAGCCCUGCGAGUGGCCGAAGCCCAGGUCUUCAAGCAGUUCGGUUCGAGGCUGUGGCGGAAGCCACUGCCGAACUGCAAGCAGCACAAGUUCUUGUCGGACGCCUAUCUGGAGUGCCACGUCCGGACGAUUUCGAUGACCAUCUACCAUCCGUGUGGCACUGCCAAGAUGGGACCCGCCUGGGACCCCGAGGCUGUGGUGGAUCCCCGCCUCAGGGUCUACGGCGUUCGGGGCCUGAGGGUGAUCGAUGCCAGCAUUAUGCCCACGAUAAGUAGCGGGAAUACCAACGCUCCGGUCAUCAUGAUUGGCGAGAAGGGCGCCGAUCUCAUCAAGGAGGACUGGCUGACGAAUCCCGAGUACAAGGUGAAGCGGCAGGCGCAGGUGGUGCGCGAAACAGAGCCAGCCGAGAGCAAUCUGGAGGGCAUCAGUCUACUGCCACCGGUCAGCAACACAAUCCAGGUGGACGCCGAUACGAUUAGUGACCGGAGCGGCAACAGCAGCCACCACCUCGACGUCAGCAGGAACAGCACCCUCGAGAGCAGCAGCUUCAGCGGCAACAGUACCCCAGUCAUGGUCAGUUAGUGAAUCGGGAGGAGUAGUGGGAGGGGCUAUAAGUUCCAAAAUAGUGCUCAGGGGUCCAUUAGCUUUACACAACCGAGAAAACGAGAGAAAAAACACAAAUGUUUGCCAUUGCUUGAAUUAAUUGUGGUGAUAAGCCCGAAAAACCCCAUUCUCUAGCUCAAUAUCCUCUUUUUUUUUAAUCUCAGCUAAUGUCAUCCUUGAAUGUAAAGAGUCUCAAAGCAACCACAAGAAGGACAACCCAGAAAUCGAGUCAUAGAUUAAAUGCCUUACUUCACUUAUGCUGUAGACUAUUCCUAGCUGCCUUAGUAAUUGUUUCUUUUCCAUCUAAUAUACAUAUUUUUUUUGUGUUUAUGUAUUAUUUAUGCUAAGCUAGUACUAGAAUAUUUAAUACUGUUUGACUAUUUAUAAGAAGUUCUCAUACACGCGCAUUAUUUAAACGACAUUCUAUUUAAUAAAUUAAAUAUCAUAAUUA
Drosophila bipectinata is the source of this 2814-nucleotide messenger RNA. NCBI's taxonomy places the organism in Eukaryota, Metazoa, Arthropoda, Insecta, Diptera, Drosophilidae. The record is from RefSeq and is a predicted model, not a curated record.